This is a messenger RNA of Leptinotarsa decemlineata (Colorado potato beetle), 981 nucleotides long. It is a transcript of the gene aralar1, whose product is annotated as calcium-binding mitochondrial carrier protein aralar1. Lineage: Eukaryota; Metazoa; Arthropoda; Insecta; Coleoptera; Chrysomelidae. Gene Ontology annotation, molecular function: L-aspartate transmembrane transporter activity; calcium ion binding; L-glutamate transmembrane transporter activity. Gene Ontology annotation, biological process: L-glutamate transmembrane transport; malate-aspartate shuttle; aspartate transmembrane transport. The record is from RefSeq and is a predicted model, not a curated record.
AAUUCGAGUCGACCCCUCAUCUCACUGACCCGUUUCCUUUGUCACUUUUUUGACACGUUCAGUUUUUAUACUAUUUUUACACCAUGUCAUUUUACAACUUUAUAUUAUUUAUUUUCACUUUCACGAGAUUCCCACUCAGAUUCACGUACUAUUGUUCAGAUUUGUUUUUCGACAUAAUACAUAAUGUGCUAAAUGCUGUGCUAUGACUAUUUUUAUACCUCGCUUACGUAGAGGUAUGGGACUGUUCCAAGGCGUUUUAUUCGCAAGUCUGCAAUGAGAACUGGGUUAAAAUUGUUCAUUUUUUUUUAACGUAAAAUUGAAAAAAUGGUCGGAACCAGAAUUUAUACAGUAGAGGGAGGCGGAUUUUUGAAAAGGGCAAACGAAACACAUCUAAGAGAAAUAUUCAACAAGUAUGCCUCCGUUGAUAAAAACGGAGAGAAAUUUAUGACAGCUGAGGAUUUCGUGAUAAAAUAUUUGAAUAUUUUGGACCAGAACAAUUACAACGCUGAUACGCUAAGACUUUUGGCUGCCAUAGUAGACACGAGCAAGGAUGGACUUAUUUCAUAUCCGGAAUUUCAAGCCUUCGAAGGGCUACUCUGCUUUCCAGACGCCUUGUACAAAACUGCCUUUCAGUUAUUUGACACCAACGGAAAUGGAAUGGUUAGUUUUCAGGAGUUCCUUGAGGUAAUGCAAAAGACAGAUCUUCACAGGAAAAUUCCCUUCAACAUGGAGUCUCCGUUCGUUCAACUCUAUUUCGGAAAAGAGAAAAACCGCUUAGUAACUUAUAACGAGUUCAGUCAGUUCCUGCAUGAUUUUCAUGAAGAAUAUGCUAUUGAAGGUUUUAGAAGGGCUGAUAAAAAUGGUACAGGUUUUAUUUCUAUUUUGGAUUUUCAGGAAAUCAUGGUUAGCAUCAAGAGUCAUUUGCUUACCAAACAGGUCCAAUCCCAUCUGAUUGAGGUAAGAUAAAAAAGUUAAUUGAUG